This is a messenger RNA of Aspergillus ibericus CBS 121593, 970 nucleotides long. RefSeq names its product trafficking protein particle complex subunit 4. NCBI's taxonomy places the organism in Eukaryota, Fungi, Ascomycota, Eurotiomycetes, Eurotiales, Aspergillaceae. The record is from RefSeq and is a predicted model, not a curated record. The transcript is spliced from 3 exons. Gene Ontology annotation, biological process: endoplasmic reticulum to Golgi vesicle-mediated transport. The coding region runs from base 237 to 794 and encodes 185 amino acids. Gene Ontology annotation, cellular component: TRAPP complex.
CAGCUCCGCUCCGCAAUAUGUCUCGGGCAAAGACACCCACCCCCAUGCUAUGAUGACACGAACAACGAUUACGAUGUGAAUGCUCAAAAACCAAACGAAUUCCUCUUCCUAACCACCAUAUCCCCCACCAAUCUACCACCAAACUGAACCGAUGUUACACGAGCCAACCCCCUGAACACCCACUCAAAAGAACAGACCCAGGAACAACUAACUCUCCGACACCCACCCCCUCCGCAAUGGCCGUCUUCUCCCUCAUAAUCAUCAACAAAGCCGGCGGAUUAGUCUACCAGCGCGAAUUCCAACCCGGGUUGCGCAAACUCUCCACGAACGAUUAUCUCGUCCUGGCGGGCACGUUUCAUGGCGUCCACGCCAUCACCCGCUCCAUCACACCCAAACUCCCCCUCGCGGCCAUCCCAAACCCCCCCAUAACACCCACCACCGCAACCACACCCUCCCCCAACAUCGCCUCCCCCUCGAGCACCUCCACCCCGACGCCCUCCUCCUCCUCCGCCUCCGCCGGCGGCUACACAUACCCGAACCCCGGCGUGCCCGCCACGGGCCUCGAAUCCCUCGAGACAGACAAGUUCCGGUUAACGUGCUUUCAGACGUUGACGGGGACGAAGUUCUUGUUGUUUACGGAACCGACCAUGGCGAAUAUUGAUGUCGUCAUGAAGAAGAUUUAUGAGCUGUAUGCGGAUUUUGUUAUGAAGAAUCCGUUUUAUCAGUUGGAGAUGCCGGUGAGGUGUGAGGCGUUUGAUCGGAAUUUGCAGGGGUGGUUGAGGGGGAGGGCGUGAUUGAUUGCCUGGCGGGUGAUAAAUGGGGGUAGUGUUUGAUUUCUAAGGGUAGUAGGGGGUUCUUGUUUUAUUUUCUUGCGGCUGUAAUGGCAUAUCAGGCGUCAUAGUUUGUAUCAUGGAACACAAUCACGAUGGCGAUAGACUGCAUAUAAUACCGCAUCCGUUCAAAAGCGUGG